Molecule: messenger RNA, 357 nt
Organism: Ylistrum balloti
Lineage: Eukaryota; Metazoa; Mollusca; Bivalvia; Pectinida; Pectinidae
Product: putative nuclease HARBI1
Exons: 1
Coding region: 1-357 (118 amino acids)
Source: RefSeq, a predicted model, not a curated record
AUGUCUGAUGCUGGUGUCUUCAAUGAGUCAACCCUGGAACCUGCUCUUCGACAGAAAACCCUUGGCCUUCCACCCCCAGAGCGUCUACCCAAUGAUAACGAUAUUUCACCAUAUUUUAUUGUUGGAGAUGACGCCUUUCCUCUGCGUACAUACCUCAUGAAACCAUACUCCCACCAUUACCUUGAGCACGACGAAAGAGUCUUCAAUUAUCGUACAUCCCGUGGCAGGAGGGUGGUCGAAAACCCAUUUGGGAUACCUGCCAUGCGCUUCCGAUGUCUGUUGACGCAUUUGCAGACCACACCCGAGAACGCUAUUUUGAUUACGAAAGCAUGCGUCGUUCUACAUCAGAUAAUGUGA